UCAAUACGGUAAAAUAGCUUUUUAGGUUAUGAGAGAGAUUGUUUUGAACUUUUAAUUCGAUCAAUGCUUUAGUUAUUUUGAAUAAUAGACUAAAAAUGUCCAUGAUAUCGUUUUCUUCAAACAUUUUAAAAAGAUGUGCUGGUUUACGCUAUCCAUUUAUGUGUGCUAAAACAGUUAACUCUGUACAGAAAGCAACUUACAGUUCUGUGACCACACGAACGAUUCACGAUGUAAAUACCAAUGUAGCGAAAGAUGUUAUAUUGUUUAAAUAUGAAAAUCCUAAGUUUUUUAUGUACAUGAACUUAUUUGCUGUAGUACAGUAUAUGUUUUGGUCAUAUUUGGGUUUAUAUGCGUUUUCCACUUUGCGAGAUGCCCCCGUAGAUCAGUCUAAAGUAGAUGAGAGUACUCCAUGGUUUAGAAAGAUCAAUUUAGGUGAAAAUAAAUACAAAAAUGGUUUAGCAACACUAGCCGUUGUUAUCGGCACAGGUUCACUAGCAAUGAUAUGGAUGUACACGCUCAAAUCGGUGCGGUACCUCAUCCUGAACAAAGGAGGGCAACAUCUCACCUUCGUCACAUACAGUCCGUUCGGCAAAAACCGCCUGAUGAAGGUUCCGUUGAACUAUGUUUGUUGCAAAGAGAACCGAGCGAAUGCUAGAGUGCAAUUGCCUUUGAAAGUGAAAAACCAGUGGAUGCAUUACAUGCUCGAUAUGAGAGGAGAAUUUAAGAAUCCAUUGCUGUUUGAUUCUACUGCGGGACUAGCUCGAAGAUGGUAAUGCGUCAUUUAUAUCCUCACAGAUAUUGGCACAAUUGGUUUUCUUAGAAGAAUGCAGGAUCUAACUGAGUAUAAUAUUUUGAAAAAGAUAUUAAUUGUCAUUUUUUUCCUUUACUACCUUUUUUAUUCUAAUUUCUCUGAAUUUAACAUGCAAAUAGUUAAUUAAACUGAUGUUGGAUUUACUUUGAGUUGUCUUGAAAUUUGGGCAAUUGUGAUAUGUAUUCCAAUAUGCCUAGGUAUUUUUCAGCUUUGAAUGUUUGCAUAAAAGACUUCACUUAUAUCAUAAGGUGUGUAAAUAAAUCUUAUUUUUAGCUG
Molecule: messenger RNA, 1087 nt
Organism: Amyelois transitella
Lineage: Eukaryota; Metazoa; Arthropoda; Insecta; Lepidoptera; Pyralidae
Product: transmembrane protein 223
Exons: 2
Coding region: 96-773 (225 amino acids)
Biological process (GO): nervous system development
Cellular component (GO): mitochondrion
Source: RefSeq, a predicted model, not a curated record